Molecule: messenger RNA, 2704 nt
Organism: Dreissena polymorpha
Lineage: Eukaryota; Metazoa; Mollusca; Bivalvia; Myida; Dreissenidae
Product: dynein light chain Tctex-type 5-like
Exons: 2
Coding region: 283-879 (198 amino acids)
Biological process (GO): microtubule-based movement
Cellular component (GO): cytoplasm; cytoplasmic dynein complex
Molecular function (GO): dynein intermediate chain binding
Source: RefSeq, a predicted model, not a curated record
CUAUCACGCGCUAUAACGCAGCCGAUCAUUUCAUGAAUUAAAUUUCAAUAUACAACAAUGGGAGUUCUUUAAAAUGAAACAAUGUAGAUAUUUUGAUACCUCUAGCCAAUAGCAAAACCCGCGUAUCUCUUGAAGAACCAUCAAUAGUCAAAGCGCUUUUUGGAGCCGUUUAUCCGAAGAUUGUACCGAUCUUUGUGGACUUAGUUACAGACAAUUAGCACACUUUUCAUCCACGUUUGAUGAUUAAAUAAAAGAAGGAUUUUCACACAAAGAACCUGAGACAUGUCCAUCCGGAAGCAGUCAAUGGCUCCAACGGAGGGCCGGCGGAAGUCCAUCUACGCUAGCGAACGGAAGCAAUCAUUCGAUCGAAUGAGCGGCUCAAUACCGGUUGGAUCGGAACGGCGCGGCUCCAUCGCCGGUCGCCGGAUGUCAAUAUCCGAGCGGAAGUACUCGAUGGCGGAUUCCCUAGGAGGCAGAACUGGUCCGAUGUCAGCCUCCAAGGACGGUCGAACGACGAUCAAGUACGAGAACACGUACAAAACGGAACCGGAUAAGACCUUUCCGAUCUACGAGGCUAAGAAGAUUGCAUACGAGGUUUUACAGUCCGAGUUGAAAGGGCGGGAAUAUGACAAGGACGAAUGCUCGAGAGCGUCGCGCAAUAUUUCUGAUCGCAUCAAACAGCAGGUGAAGGCGCUCGGGCACCCUAGGUUUAAAAUCGUUUGCAUAGUGACCAUCGGUCAGUUCAAGGCGUCGAACCCGUCUCUCUCGUUUACCAGUAGGUUUAUAUGGAACGAUAAAGUAGACAACUUCGCGGAAGCCACGUUUAAAAGCAGAGAUUUGUUUGGUGUCGCCCUGGUGUAUGCUGUGUAUGCGGAGUAAAUCGCGUAGAAGAUAGUUAAUAUUACUUCAGUCUGGACGUGAUGUUGAGAAUUUAUUAAUUUAUUGCGUAAACGUGUAUUUGAGAUUACCUUUGACAUAUAUAAAAUCAUAUCGUCGUUAUAUCAUGCAGUACGUGAUGGAUGUCGGGGAUUAAAAACUAAUGUGUAAGAAAUUUGAAUUUCAAAAUACAAGUACCUUAUUUUUUAUGACGACAUAUUAUGGUGUUGUUUUAUUUUCGUGACCAUGUUAAAAGAAAACCAGUAAUUGGUAUAAAUUAUCACAUAACGAAAAUUAAAUGCUACAGCGAAAAUGUAUUCAGUAUAAUUAUUAGAAUCUUUUCUUAAAAACAAAACAAAAAAACAAACAACAACAUACAUAUUAGUAUGACUUUUAAGUUUUUAUGCUUACACAUUUUCUGAUUACGUUUUCUUUACUUUGUUUUUAAUGUGUAAAUACCAAGGUUAUUAAGCAUAAGUAGUUCAUACAUACAUUCAAGAUCGUGUGAUAUAAUGUAUUUCACAAAUUACCAAACGGGGCGAUUUAUUUUUAUAUUCCACAAUAAAAUGAACACAAAAUAAAGACAAACGUUGUUUGAUCAAAUGACAUAAAAUACUAUCCCGGAUAUAAAGGAUAAUAAAAAUAAAUCAAUUUUCUCAUUAACAAUAGUUAACGCAGAAAUACAAACAAUAAUUACAUAGAAACCAUCUACCCGUUGAAUGCCCGUUUUCUGGUAAUGUUUGGUCAAUCAAUAUUAAUGUCUCUUUUCCUUAAAGGGACCUGAGUGCUCAUACAAUUAUACAAAUAUUAAUGUUUGGAAUACAUUCGUUUGCUGCCGAUGUUUGCAUAACAUCGGGGACAAGGUGCGAAACUUUAACUAGACCAAUUGGCUAAAAAAAAAAUGUUACGAGCGCUAAAAUGUAAACAAAUGAACGUUUAUUGACAAAGUACAUGUACGUGUUUUGAUUUUGUUUUGUUUAAAAGUUAUAUUGCAUGGUUAUCUCGUUUACAAAAGCAAGAACUUGUUCGUGAAAAUGAACCUAAAUAGAAAUCGACCAGGUCACUCGUGCAACUCGUGCUAUACUUUUAAAUAGAGCCUUGUACACUACCCGGUAUAUACAAAAAUAUUCUGUAUAAAAACAAAGGGUAACCUGUGUACUUAAAAUGUAAAAUAGCGGUCUACAUACGUUAUGACUUGACUGCUGUAUAAUGACCCAUUUUUACAAACACAAAGACGACUAUAAGAUGCCAUGUAUACUGCAUAUGGAAAAUAAGUAAACAUGUACGUAUUUAAGCGCCAACAAAUCAAUAUUUCGUCGAUGCUGGUUUUGUCAGGUCUUUUUUUUGUAAGCAGAUUUUUAUAAUAAAAAAGGUUGUGUUUUUUUUAAUAAAGUGGAGAAUAAAAUUUUGUAAUCAUCCACUGCAACACGUGAGUUUCUUGUAAUUAAGGAAACAGUAAAAUAGAAGAAACGGGCCGAUGCAACUCGCACAGUAAAAUGUAUCCCACUCCAAGUUCUCUUUAGUGUUUGGGUUUCUGUCUUGCUUGUAAUAUUAUUUAACGCGCCUUGAAAAAUACAAUGCAAUUUUGUCAAGGGAAUUACAAGCACCGUUCUUAAGUAUCCGAUCGAGGGUCACAACAUUUGUAUUACCUUUUUGGCUUUUCAAUAAUUGAACUAUAAACUAUAAACUUUAUGAACAUUUUUUGUAUUGAUGGUAAACCCAUGUUAACUAUUAUUUUAUUAAAUUUUGACGUUUUGUAUUGUCAAGCUUGUAUUGCAUGCAUAUGCAAAUGUUUGUUAAUUGAAGUAAUAAAACAUUUUACAAUCUU